AUGGACUUGUACCUAAGCAACUGUUUAAAGGUUGCUGAAGCUGCUGUAGCCAAGGGGCUUUCUGGCAACCAAAAAGCAGACAAUUACACAUGUAGUGCCAUGAAAGAGAGACCUACCAUUCCAAAGAUUGGACCAUCUCGUCUGUUGGAUUUACCCCUUGGGGCCAAACUGCCCAUUAUCCCAGGAAGUACUAAUAUAUUCUACACAACAAAUUUAUGUGAAACGCUUUUCCAGCCUUCUUUUGAUUUUAACCUUAAUGACCCGUACUGUAAACUCAUGGAAACCACCUACAAAAGUCUUCAUGAUCCACACUUAAAAGCAUACUUCAAACGAAAAGACAUUAUUGAGAAACUAAGAAAAGGAGGCUACAUCACAGGCAAUAAUAAAGUUGUAUGUUCCUUAAAAGAGCUGAAUAAAUACAGACAAUAUCUCACAGCUUUAAAAACUGACUUUGAACGAAACUAUAUAAGAGAACAAAAAAUUAUAGAAAAUCAAGUAAAAAAGCUGAAUGAAGAGAGACAAGCCCGUGACGAUGAUGCUGCCACUGCUGGAUUUCAGCAGUGGCUGUUAGAAGGGAAAAAUCCUAGCCCACAUCAAGUUAGAUUAAUAAGACUCAGACAUUUACACAUGAUUAAAAAAGAACUAGACAAAAUUGAAAACACCUCGGGAAGACGGAAUACACUACAGUUGAAGGAAGAAGACAGAGAACAUUGGGAUAAUGUUAGGAAAGUUCUGAAUCUACGCUCACAAGUUGAAGAGGAAAUUCAGUUAAAAGAGAUGACACUUCUGACAAAGAUCGGGGAAGAAGCUAAGAAAGAGAGAAGAGUUGAAGAACAUCGUCAGAAAAUCAGAGAUGAAAUUAACAGAAAGAAACAAGUAAUGCUACAGAAAAGGAUUGCCUACCAUUUAGAAAAACUGCAAAAGAAAGAUAGUAAAGAAGAAAAGCUGGAAGCAAGUUUCCCUGAAAGAAAAAGACAUUCUGUUUUUGAUCAGAUUAUAAGGGAUCAAAAACUAGGAAAGAGGGAGAAUAUGAGAAUGAAAGAGCCCAAGAAAACUUUAAAAGUACAAGAUGGGGCUUCUUCAACAGAUUCAAGGAGAUCGAGUUUGCCUGAGGAUCAGUCAAGUCAAGAAAAUUUGGAAUAUAAACAUUGUCAUCAUUCCAGUGGGAAUAAAAUAAGUUUUGCUGAGCAGUCUUCCCCUGAAUCUAGUGAACAAAAAUAUCAUUAUCCAAAUACUAAGAGAACAAGUUUCGCUGACUGGAAACGGAAGGAAGAAAAUCUAGACCCAAAAUUAUUUAAGGAAAUGAUCACUGUGCUUUUUCUCUUUCAGUUUGUUUAUACUGUGGAUUCCAUUGAUAGAUUUCUGUAUAUUGAACCACCCCUGCAUACCUGUGUGGUUAAGAUUUGGACCUGCUGGGGCAGAUGCAAGUGUAAUCAGUUCAGUGGUGCUGCAGCUGCAGAACUUAUGCUGUUAAAGAGGUCCACUGGGAGUCCAGACACAGCAGCAGAACUGGGAGGCUGGUAUAGAUUCCUGUUGGGAAGUCCUGAGGAGCCCUUACAGUGGUCCACAGACCUGGGUGGCCCGAUGAGCCUAAUGGAUCUGGGUGUCCUCUACUCACAUCGUAAAAGGAAGACACGUAUCACUGACCAGAAAUCAUCUCAAGAACUUAUAAAAGCCAAAGAAUCAAGCCAUCAUUCUCAAAAUACUAUCAAGUUUUUUACUAAGACAACAACUUUACCAACUCAACAGAGAAAUGUAUAUAAUACAACAGAGCAAAAGUCUGCUCUCCUACAAUUCUCAACCUACUUCUGGCAUCUGGCCGGGUCCCGCGGGAACCUGAAGAAGGCCAGGUUGGACUUCGUGCUCUUCCGAGUGCAGUUGGUGGCAGAGCAGAAGUCCAGCACAGCUGCUUGGCCGCCUUUGGGUCCAGCCCUCCCCUCCCCGAAUCGUCAGGGCAGCUAG
Molecule: messenger RNA, 1962 nt
Organism: Meriones unguiculatus (Mongolian gerbil)
Lineage: Eukaryota; Metazoa; Chordata; Mammalia; Rodentia; Muridae
Product: fibrous sheath-interacting protein 2-like
Exons: 17
Coding region: 1-1962 (653 amino acids)
Source: RefSeq, a predicted model, not a curated record